AUGAUGCUGUUCUAUUUCAAGAAUCUUAAUUGUAUUUGNGAAAAAGUCGAACCGAAACCAAUUUUUCCACCACCACCACCACCAAAACCACAUGUAAAUUUGGAUCUAAUUCGACAACAUUUCGAAGAUAUGAUGAAACAACUCAAAAAUGUUCAUGGACAAGAUGCCGAUUGUAAAAAAGAUGAUCCUGGAAUUGUGAAAUAA
Molecule: messenger RNA, 204 nt
Organism: Rotaria sp. Silwood2
Lineage: Eukaryota; Metazoa; Rotifera; Eurotatoria; Philodinida; Philodinidae
Source: the annotation of a GenBank genome assembly